Molecule: messenger RNA, 972 nt
Organism: Pediculus humanus corporis (human body louse)
Lineage: Eukaryota; Metazoa; Arthropoda; Insecta; Psocodea; Pediculidae
Exons: 2
Coding region: 1-972 (323 amino acids)
Source: RefSeq, a predicted model, not a curated record
AUGAAUUUACACUCGAAAGAAGAUAAUGAGGAAAUCGAAUGGAUAGAUAGCGAAGAUGGGAUCGGCGAGAGGGAUCUCGCGGUUUCGGAAAUCUCCGAAAAUUCUGGACCAAAAUUUCUAAUACGUCAGGAUUCGAUACACGAUCUCGCCGCCGUCAAAACGCUAAUUAGGCAAAAUUCAUUACACGACUCGGAUAAAAAAUUUACCGGUUUUUCCAGCGAGAGGAGUUUGUCGUGGGAUAAUUACGUCGACAAUUACAGUAACAGCAAGGAUUCGGAUGAAAUUCUCGAAGGGUUGAAAGAAAUCCGGGAACAAUUGAAAGAAUCCGAUGAUGGCAACGAGUCGUCAUCCGGCGGCGAAGAAGUUCGAAUCCGGGGUCGAAGGUCAUUGGGUCGAAGUUCAAAAUGGUGUUUGAAUUGCGGUAAAAAUAGUGAGAAUUUGUCCGUCGACAGUCAUCAGAAUUUCAAAAGGAAUUUGAGUAACACGAGCAGUAAAAACACACGAUUUUCCGGAGAUGUCAGCGAUUUUUCAUUCGAAAGUCAUAAUUGGAAUUCGAAACAAUCGUUAUCGUUGGAAACGUAUCAGUCUCAUCAGAGGCAGAGAGACGCGUUUGAUUCCAGCAGCGGAAUCACUUCCAUAUCGGAAGAUGAAAGUAAGAAAACGUCGGACGAGUCGUCGAAUUCGAGGGGUAGGAGGAGGAGGAGGAGGUUGGGACCUCACGCUCCCCUGGAUUCAAGCGAAGAUUUAUACGAAUACGAUGACGAAAUCGAUAUGAGUACGACGUCCAAACUUCCCUCCAUCGAUGAAGAUUUAAUGGCGAGAGAAAAUGACGCCGUUUCCAUGACGACGACCAACCAACCAGCCAAUAUUAUCAUUGAUGCGCGUUGGAAAGCUGUGCUCUGGACCACAAUCGGAGAUCGUCGGAUCAGUAACAUAUUUUUAUUGUCACAAAUGCGUUUAUCGUUGUAUUGA